UCUUGCACAAAAGACGCGGAAUCGUGACCGUGGAUUACAGAAGCCAGGCAAUGUCUGAGGAAUUCUCCACAACCUGACAAACGCUCCAUACCUUGCCGUAAUCUGAAACAAAGAUUGCUAUAAAUGCAUACGAUAUGACUGCUUGAGUCCAAUUGAUUUAAACAUAUAGAAACUUAAAAGAACCUGGGGGAAUAAGCCGAGGCAUAUGCCCACGCGUAGCCACAACUCUAUCACUAAGAUAACUUACCAAGUGACAAAAAGAAUAUUUCCCUCUUGGUGCUUGGAUCUUCAAAAUCUUCUAUUCAGCUCCAGAGUAGAAAUGGAACUUUUGGAAGAUAAAUCAGACGAUUUUGGUCAAAGAAAAUCUUCCGGAACCCACCAUUCCAAGUCGCAAUCUCAGAUGCCAUAUAAUCUUCGAAAGAGGACACGGAAUAAAGACUGGGAUUGCAGUGCAACAAAUAAAAAAGCAAAGCAGAAACGAACAACUCGGGUACAUAUUGAUCAGCAAAAAACUUCUACAAAAUCAAGAACACCAAUCACAGACACAUUCAUUGGGAAACCAAAAAGGAGCCUGCCAAAAAUGAUUCAACCAAAAGCACUAGAGAAAAACAAACAUUCUAAAUUGAAACUUGUCAGCAGCGACCAACAGGGAAAUGCAGUCAUUGAAAAGAAACAAAAGCUAAAGAAAUCAAAACUUAUAGCCCAGAGUGAUAACAGCCAGAAAAAGAAAACUCAUUCAACUCGAAAUGAAACAAAACUUUCACCACAGCGGAGAACUGUGGGAAAAAACAAAAAGAACACAGCCUUAAAAGGAAAGCAAGAGAGUCUAAAGAACACAAGACAAUCUGAUCAGAAAAAACAUAUUCGAUCGGGACAGGAUCAGGGAUCGAUUGAGAAGAAAAAAGAAGCGCACCCCAGAACUUCACAAAAACGUAAGAGUGUAGGUUGUAAGUCCCCAAAAGACAAAAGUAAUACUACAUUGCAGAAAGAUCGUAAUAGGGUGACAGUGGAGGAAGGAUCAACCAAUAAGAAAACUCGAAGAAAUCUGCAUGACGAUUUUACAAACAUGUUUUUAAAGAAAGUGGAGGUAAAAAGCCAUAUUCUCCUUGGGGUGGAUAAACGCAUAAGUGGAAUAAGUGUCACACAUGACAACCAGGUGUGGGUAACUUCUCAGCAUAAACACGUAAAAUUGUUUAGUGCAUCCGGAGACGAAAUUAGAUCUUUCAAUUUGGAUUAUCCCGUUUUCACCUGUUGUACACCUAAUGGCGACCUUCUUCUGACACGAGGUUACGGUGAACAUUCUAGAGCUGAAAUCCAAUUGAUUCCUCGAGAAGUAACAGGGAGGGUGUUUGCAGAUCUUUCUUCGUACACUGAUACUCUUUGUGGAGUUUGUUAUCAAGAUGGAAAAAUAUACGUGAUAGGAAAUAUGCGUAAAUCGUCGAAGCAUUUCAUACUUAAAUUGGACAUGAAUGGUGAAGUUGAGGAAGUCAUUAAAACAACAGAUUCUAGACACAUGAAUCAUAUCAUUUCUCAUCAUGGACAAAUCAUUGUCAUGUGUACUUUCAAAUUUGCUAUGCUUCCUAUAGUCAGCGGUAAAAUUUCAUCCAAAGCUAUCAGUAGAGUGCAUUUCAAGAACUAUUUUUCAGCUAGUGCAUCUGUUGACAACCUUGGAAAUGUCAUUGUGGCCUCGGGCGCAAAAAUCAUUGUCAUCGACGCAAGUCUUGAGCGUAUGUUCAAAAUAUAUACUGAUAUGCAAGAGUCUAUUACUGCCACAGCUGUUGAUCAACUUAACCAGCUCUGGAUCGGAACGGAAAAAGGAAAUCUAUAUAUCGUUAAAUAUCUUCAAUGAUAAACUGGUUUAAAAUAAAAAAAAAAAAGCUUGAUUAAUAAUAAUAGACAUGUUAUUGCAUUAAAUGUAUCCAUUAGGUAUUCAGUUAUAUCAUUAUAGUCUUCAGCAUCAAGUUAGUGUGAACCUGUUCGUUUAAGGCAAAAAAAAAUUUGUGUGUUUAGGGUAACCCGACCUGUUCUACAAAAUUGCCCCGAUGCUACCAUUUUUAGAUCAUAUUAUUUCCAUUAAAAACCCGUUCUUACUUAAAAUUCAAUGUUAGUAUUUUUGUACAUGAAGAAAAAAGUAGGAUAAAAUAGAAUUCGUAGUUGCUCAAUUUUCGUGGUAUUCGUGGGUUGCCCUCUCCCACGAAUUUAUACCUUCAAUGAAAACAGUUUUAGAAAGAGUUAUCUUAAAAUUGGCCCCAUGAAUUUAAAUGAUUCAACAGUAAUGUAGUAGAAAUGUAGUAGAAAUAAGAAGUAGAAACAUGUUCAAAAACAUAUAUGAACGAUUUUUUACAUACUGUGGUAUCAUUUAAUUAAUUUCGUGGGGCCAAUUUUCGUUGAUUCUGUGUUUUUUCCUUAUUCGUGGGGAUGUAUAAAAUUUCAUGGAUGCGUCAGUUUUUAGUUUCAGAAGGUAAACUAAAUCUUUUAUAACUAGUUUUCGUUGGGGAUGUGAAUUCGUGGGCGAGGGCUUCACAUGAAUACCACGAAAAUUGAGUCACCACGAAAUCCAAUGUAAUAUUUAUAUACAUGCCAUAGAGUGUAGAGCGGAUACGAUGCCCCUGUGGUUUGAUCUGGAAGUUGUAAAGUGGUUUAGCACAGCUGAGUAAACAGGUUUUUUUUUCAUUCAAGCUUAUUUAAGGUGCUCUCUACAACCAUUUAUUGAGAAAAAUGUCUAAGCUUGCAUAUUUAAGUUGUAACUAUGUCUCAAAGUAAGGAACCUAUUCUUAAAAUAGGCCUCAAAAACCACAAGAUAUAUUUGUCUGUGUCUACGGAGGUACAUUAUAGAUAUAUUUUCAUUGAAAUAUAAUGUAUACUUUUUAGCUCACCCGAGCUGAAAGCUCAAGUGAGCUAUUCUGAUCACAUUUUGUCUGUCGUCCGUCUGUCCAUAAACUUUUCACAUUUUCAACAUCUUCUCAAGAACUACUGGGCCAAUUUCAACCAAACUUGGCACAAAUCAUCCUCAGGCAAAGGGGAUUCAAAGUUGUGAAAACUAAGGGCCAUGCCCGUUUUCAAGGGGAGAUAAUUAGAAAUUAAUUA
This is a messenger RNA of Magallana angulata, 3087 nucleotides long. RefSeq lists its product as uncharacterized. The transcript is spliced from 5 exons. The record is from RefSeq and is a predicted model, not a curated record. NCBI's taxonomy places the organism in Eukaryota, Metazoa, Mollusca, Bivalvia, Ostreida, Ostreidae. Bases 206 to 1849 code for a protein of 547 amino acids.